AUGUCGCCCACUUUUGCCAGCGGGUCUACCCAAAAUUUCACGCCAGCACCCAGUUUCACAGAGAAGGAUGUGCCAGAUUUAAGUGGCAAGGUGUACAUUGUGACGGGCACCACCUCGGGCAUGGGAAGCAACUUGCCCGUCUCCUCUACUCCAGAAACGCAAAGCCCGGAAGGAGAACGAUCUUAUUAUGCAACUCAAAAAGCAGAACCUAGUAGCGACGGAUCCCUCGUGUUCCUCAGCCUGGACCUCGCAGAUCUACAAAAGGUGAAAGAGGCAGCGGAGCAAGUCUUGGCCACCGAGACAAAACUCCACGUGCUCUUCAAUAACGCCGCGUGA
Clonostachys solani is the source of this 336-nucleotide messenger RNA. The record is from the annotation of a GenBank genome assembly. Lineage: Eukaryota; Fungi; Ascomycota; Sordariomycetes; Hypocreales; Bionectriaceae.